Molecule: messenger RNA, 4759 nt
Organism: Cyprinus carpio (common carp)
Lineage: Eukaryota; Metazoa; Chordata; Actinopteri; Cypriniformes; Cyprinidae
Product: SERTA domain containing 2b
Exons: 3
Coding region: 565-1713 (382 amino acids)
Cellular component (GO): nucleus
Molecular function (GO): transcription regulator activity
Source: RefSeq, a predicted model, not a curated record
GAAGGGGAGGGAUGUGCUUUUGUUUUGUUCUCUGUUGCUGAGCAAUGGGGACUAAAGCAUUGGGAACAGCUGUGAUGGCCAAAGCUUUUCUCUUUCACUCUGCCGGAGAAGCCCUGAGGCACAUACACAGAUACAGCAGCCUAAUGUGUGUGUGUGUGUGUGUGUGUGUGUGUAUACCAGGAGAGGGAAAAAGAGAGGGAAAAGGAGGCUGAUAUUAACCAAAGGAGGCAUUAGUGAUCUUAUGAAGGUCAGGUAAUCACUGUGUAAGCGAGUGCAAAUAGUAAAAAGAAGAAGUGAAUGCUGAAGGAAAUUAUUUCAGAUGGCUUUGUGUUGAAGAGGAUGCUGGGAAAUGUAGUCACACAGAAAGGGAACGAGAUGUAGAGCGUUAAAGGCAUGGAUAUACCAUGGAUAGUGCCAAGUUGUGAGUCUGGACCUUAGUUAUUGGAGCAGCAAACUCUCUCCAUAGGGGUCUUCCUCCAGACUCCUCAUACGCACCCACCGCAAAGAUCACUCCACUGUGCUACUCGACAACCACAUUGACCAGGCUGAACAAUGUACCCAUAAAUGGCCUGGCUCAAGGGAGUCUGGACUGCAAACAUAUAUAUGUUGGGUAAAGGGGCAAAGCGGAAACUAGAUGAGGAUGAAGAGGGGAUGGAAGGCAAAGCGCUGGCGGCAGGGGCCGGAGCGAUGGCCGACGGGCUCUCGAAGGUCUCCUACACCCUGCAGAGGCAGACCAUCUUCAACAUGUCUCUGAUGAAGCUGUACAACCACCGGGCCCUCACCGAGCCCAGCUUGGAAAAGCGUGUACUCAUCAACAACAUGUUGAGGCGCAUCCAGGACGAACUAAAGCAGGAGGGCAACCUGCGGCCGCUCUUCUUCUCCCCUUCCCCUCCACCCGACGACCCCGUGGAUGAAGGUUUCCGCGAGGCACAGCCUGCUUUCAGUGUGUCCUUGGUAGCUCCGCCACUAUCUCAGUCGCCGGCACUCUCCUCUCCGGUUCUUACAUCGCCUUCAUCAGGGCUGUCAAACACAGCGCCUUUGGAGGCCUGUCUCACCCCAGCUUCACUUUUAGAGGAGGACAGUGUCACGCUUUGCACAUCACCCUCUCCACUCGUUCCUCUUCCGCCAACUCUUCCCAGACCCCCUUCAUCUGUGGCCAGAGACAGCUUCUCUUUUGCCCUGGAUGAGAUUGAGGAGCUCUGUCCUUCACCCUUACCUGCAAAUACAUCAGCGCCUGGUGCUACCUCCCCCUCAUCCCUUACAGUGUCCCUCCAAAAGCCGUUGUGUCCCCCCAGCUUAAACUCAGGGGCCUUGGACUCCAAAGACUGCAGUAAGCCUUGCAGCCCAAAGCUUGAAGGGCUGGUCCCGCUGCCUGAAGAGCGCUCUGCGGUCUCUAACGCACCAGAGACUCUCCCUCCUAACAGCCUUGAUAUGAGCACCUCACCCUCUGCCUCGUCCUCUGCCUUUCUGACAGACCUGGCCCUGGACGACAUCCUCUUUGCGGACAUUGACACCUCCAUGUAUGACUUUGACCCCUGCACCUCAUCCUCGGGUGCAGCCCCCACGAAACUGGCACCCAUGGUGACAGCGGACGAGCUCCUCAAGACUCUUUCGCCCUACAGCGCUGCCGCUCCUGCUGUUGGCUCGAACCAGCCUUUCAAAAUGGACCUCACCGAACUGGACCAUAUUAUGGAGGUGCUUGUGGGAUCAUGACCAGGUUUGGAAGGGAACUUGGGAAGAAAUGCGAAACCAAUUAAAUGAGUUUUUAAAUAUGAACUGAGAAAGAAACUGAAGAAUCACUUUAUGAGUGUUUGCGGGCUUUUUGUACAGUUUUGUGUUUGUUUUGUUUUUAAAAACAAAGGAAAUUGUCCAUUUUAAUGGUGAUGUUGCCCAGUACUACUUCUCAACACUGUGCAUGCACUGUGCUUGCCUUUCCCAAAAAAGAACAUGAAGAAAUCUUAUGGAACACACUUUGGCUUCUGGCAGAUCUGAGUGCCUUCAUCAUUUAUGACCACUUGGUAAAUUCCUGUUUGUUUGUCUUGUCUCAUUUUUCUCAUCAUCAUUUCUAAUCGAACAAGAUGGAUUAUCAGAGGAGUAGCAUCUCUCUUUCCCCUUCCCAGUAUACAGGUGCAAGAAUGUGCAACAGCAGCCUAUUUUCAAAUGUUUCUCUCAUUUUCACAAAGCACAAUUAUUUUAAGAGAGCAACUUGGUUAUUUUUAAUGUUUUUUUUUUCUAUUCAGAGCUGUUUUAUUGCUUUUUAGUAAUAUUCAAAGUAGUCUUUUUUUGUCUGCUUCCAUUUUAACAUUCAUUAAAGGGAUAGUCCACCCUUUACUCACCCUCAUGUCCUUCCAGAAGUUUCUUUCUUGUGUAGAACAUAAGAUAUUAAAAAAAAAAUAAUAAUAAUAAUAAUAAUUUUGUCCAUAAUGAAAAUCAAUGGGGUCAAUGGGGAAAUAAAGUCAUACAGGUUUGGAAAAACAUGGUGAGUAAAUGAUGAUAGGAUUUUAAUUUCAGGUGAACUACCCCUUUAAGCUUCAUUCAGUAAAACAUACAUUUAUGAAAUAUACACAUUUAUGGAAUAUGCUUUACUGCAUUAUUUUAUACAUGGAUGUGUGUAGUGGUCAGAUAUUUAAAGUCAACCAAACAGAUUUCUUGUGAUCUGCCAUAAUGGCUCAGAUUCCAUGUGUUUACAUCUCAGCUGGCAAUAAGUGGCAUUUGUUCUGAUGCACAUUGUUUUACAGAUACAUUUCUUUGAUAAGGCCAAUGCUUAAACCCUUUAUGCUACAAAUAAUGUAUGCAAUCAAUGCUUUUCUGAUCAGUAAUAAGCAAACUGUCAACUUUCCUCAGCCAUUUUUAUGUGUGUCAAGGCAUUGUCGUAACUUCCCUUUUUUUAGCCUUUGUUUUGGCUUUAUUACAUCACUCAGUGAGUGGCUGGUUCAGUUUUAAUGCUACACUAAUGCACAACAAGAUGGUCUAUGCAUGUCUAUUCAUGCAAAAUGGGGGAAAACUGUACCAGACAAGUAAGUUUAUGGUUGCUAUUCAGUUCGUUCAUUAUCAUCUGUUUGCCAAACAUUUCUUUCAUAUACAUAUCUCACCAGUACAACGGUACAUUUCUGUUAACAAACUAAUGCAUGCAGGAUUAUAGCUCAUAACUGUACAGAUGUCAGAUGAUUUUGGUAUGGUUUGGUCUUAUUUUAUCUUAUUUAUACCAUUGUUUGUUUGAGUUUUAUUAAUGGUAUCUGUUCAUGUUCCAGUCAGACUCUCUCUCUGUUGCCCUGCUGGGUUUUAGUGUCGUUUGGCCAGUAGAAAUGGUCACAUUACAUUAGGUGGAGUUCAUUUUGGGGGUAUUUUGUUAUGAACAGGUAUGAUGGGAGAGUAUUCUGCAUGUAUGUGCAAUAGACAGCACAGUAUAAACCACUGAUGUUGAUCAGAUUAGGUUUGAAAGGAUUAUUUUAUGUGCACCUGACAUAAAAGGAAAGGGACCAUUUAUCAUAUCAGCUGUAUUAGGUUUACAUGGUUUCACAUGGUAAACUAGCUUACAAUAAUAAUGUUAGAUAUACAUACCGACAAACACUGUGCAUAAUAUGCCUUCCUGGUGAGAAUCAAUAUAAAAAGUAGAGUGCAAUGUCAGAGAGGGAAGAAAAUGUUUAUUUUUAAAUGAAAUAUUAUUUACCAUACAAGUGUGACCAUUAAUAAUCUGGGAUUUGAACUUCCUGUCACGGAGACCUAAGAUAGAGGUGACGAUUUAGAUUUGUUACCACCCAGAGUUCAAAAGAGAGAUUGUCUGAGAAUUGAAAAUGUGUGAAUGAGAGCUGAGCGGACAAAUCUAUGGAAUCAAAACUAUGAUUAAUAUUACUUAUAGGAUUUUGGAUUUGGAGUGCUUGUUUUGUUUUAAGUUAUUUAUUUUUGUUUCCUGUGUAAAUAUAUUUAUUUUUGUUAAGCUAACAUCCAGAUUGUAAUUUGUACAGAAUAUGCGAUAGGAAUGUAUUAUGCUUAUGGGAAUGUAUCACUGCUUAUUAAUUGGGGUGGAAGCCAUUUUUUUCCCGUCUUGUUUAAUAAUGUAUUAUUUUGUGUCUGUUCAGUUUCUUGUAUUAUAUUUUGGGGUGGUGUUUGUGCUAGUCGUCUAGGUCAACACUCCCUGCCCCUAUUUAAUUAUAAGUAUUUAAUGUUUUAUAUAUUUCAGAUUGUGUGCUAGGGAAAGGUUUGUGAAGCAAUACUUCAUUCUCUACAAACUUCAGAAUUUCAAUCUUCCAAAGUCUAUUUCUGGGAAAAUCUUUUAGAUAACCCUCAAUGCCAAAUGUAAAAAAAAGAAAAAAGAAAAGAAAGGCAGCAUGAUUUCUGAUGAUAUUGGUUGUUGUUUUUUAAUGGUAUUCUCACUGUCCUAUGGUUCAGGCCACACAUUCUGGGAAGGUUAAAGUGGUUUCAGGAUAGUGACCACUGGGAUUAUUCGUGUGUGUGUGUGUGUGUGUGUGUGCGUGUGUGUGUGUGUGUGUGUGUGUGUGUAUGUUAAAGAGAGAGAAAACGUGGUGGAGGGUUUUCUGCUCAUUAAGAAAGGCUGUAUCUUCAGGCCUUGGAGCUGUGCCUUUUUCUAUGCAAUAUUACAAACACAUUCAUUUUGAGAAAAAUAACCCAUCAACUGAUGACCACAGUAUUUGCAUCAAGGUUUGGACUGUAGUAUAUAUCAAAUAUGGACACGUGUCUAUGAAUUUGAAACAGUCUUACUUUUCUAGUUUUAUAUCAUACAAUAAAUGGAUAAAAAUUA